AUGGCGAUCGGACAGCCAGAAGAGACCGAGGCGACCGCCCUACCGCCGUUAAACCCAUUGCAGUCUUUUCACAGUCACAUGUAUUCCACGAGCUCCAACUCUCAGGCACUCAAGCAUACAGACAGCGUGAAGAAUGAGAAAGCCAAAAGAAGAUCGAGUCGUCAGGCUGCUAGUGUCGCCGAGGACGGUAUCAAAAGACGGUCCUCGCGCUUAGGCAUGUUCGGUCUAUUCAACCGACAUAAAAACCCAAAUUUCGACUUCGCAGAGCCAUCUAAAUUGGAUACACAAGUGGAAGGAGAUGAGAAUCGGCAAGACCCACAAAGAGUAGACAGCGAACCGUCAAGUAACAAUCAUCGUGCUUUCGUGCCACCAUCCGAUCCUCAGCCGGUCCAAGAAGCACAAAAGGAUAACCUCCGUCAUCGAGCCUCGAAGCGCGCCUUGGAGACCAAAGAGUCUUUUGCGAAACAAAAGGCCGUGACCUGGGAGCCUCCGCCGCUGUUUCAGGCAUACCCGCAGUCUGUCAAACACGCUGAAUUGCGUGCUCCUACGAUGGCAGCAGAUACAAUUGUACGGCUUAAUCUUGAAAGGCAGAUCGCAAAUACAAAGCAUACCCCUUCCCCAGACAGCUUGAAUAGGGGUAAGAAGCAGAAAGAAAAGAAGCUCAAGAAGGUAUCAGCGCUGGAUUUGUCGAAUAGUCGUGAUUGGACGGACAGAACAUUCGUUCUUGUGACGGAAGGCUAUCUUCUACAGUAUGCUGGUCGUGGAUGUCAUGAUCGGUUACCAGAGAAGAUUCUGCCGCUCGGCAGGGAGUCCGCAGCUUUCGUGACUGAUGCAAUCGCGGGGUGUCCUUUCGUGUUGCAAAUAUCGCAGAUAUCAGGGGACGACGGAUCUAUAAAUCCUGAGAUUUCGAAAGAACUUCUUCGAAAAGCGAAUCUCAAAUCUGAAAUCAAGCGGUCGGCGUCUACAAUCUUGCUUGUUCUGACCUCCCCAGCAGCUAUGAAUGCAUGGCUCGUGGCCGUCAGAAAGGAGAUAGAGGCUUCAGGUGGCAAGGAGUACAAGCCAGACGUUUUUGGUACUGACGGGGUUGAGGAUGAGCGCCUAGAUCCAUCCUUUCCGGACCUUCGCCGAAUUCCAAGUCAAAGAUAUCUUGUAAAGCGAGAGCCCCACAAAUUUACCAAGGACCCUCUUCCUAGCAUGACUUCAGAUGAGUCAAAUGACGACAGAAGACGGUCGCAGGUUCCUAGAGGAUUGGGUUCUUCGAUCAAGAGAUACUCACUUGCAACCCAAGACUCUACGAAUUCUCGGUAUAUGUCAGACACGACAGCUUCAAUUGAUCAGAUUCAUCUCGACAAGCUUAGAGAGUCUCCGCGCCAAUCCUAUGCCUCCGUUGAUGCAAAGACUGCAUCCACAUCUCGAUGCUCCUCCGCGGAGCGUUCCCCCGUUUUGGAACGAUUCGAUCAAAACCUUGAAGCCCGUGCUGUGUCGUCCCGGAAAAACUCAGCCAUCUCCUCCAUUGGCCCAAGUGACCAGAAAAAUCUUCGCGAGGAUGAUCGAAACCUAUCUCAAGCAACGCCGACCCCCUCUUCACCUUCUUGCUCAAGCACGGCCACGCCAACAGCCAUUCGAGCUGCCUCGCCAGCAACUCCAAACUUCAGUGUUCCCACAUUCUCCAAGCGAUACUCGGUAGCGGUCGGCGCCUCGUCGGCGCUGGAACACGUGCGAGCAUCACCUGUGGCGGCGCAGCAAGAUCGUACCACUUCGCCUUCUAGCGAACGACUCGAAAUUGGGCGCUCCAGAAAAUCUCCGUCGACGCAAUUUCGCUCAAGAUCAGCCUCGCGGAUGUCAAAACGAGUGUCCUCCACCACCUCAGAUACCGAUAGGCUGUCGACACCACCAAAAUCAUCUGAUUCAAAUAACCCUCCUUCGUCCUCCGGAAGUGAAGCGUAUUUCUCGAAGCGUUACUCAUCCCUGAACUAUGCACGGGGUAUCUCUCCAAUACCGUUGCCGAGCCAUUCUCCUUCGCCACAUCCUCCACCUACGUCUUCUCUGCCUCCAAUUCCUAGCGCUAAUGAAGCCAGUCGAGCUUCCUUCAGACCGACCCCUAUCACACCAUCUUCGCCCGCCGUUGAGCAAUCGGAGCAGUCUCCAUAUCCCUUAAUGACCGGCGCCAUCCCAGCUCCAAGUACUGUUGCACAGUCCUCAAACAUUGCACUCCACCCUCCUUCUCCGCCCCCACCACUACGAAAAGGGCCCCCUCUAUUGAUGCUGCUUCAGGACGCAGACUACGCCGUCCGAUCAGCAUGCAAGUCCGCGCACGGCCGCCGACGCCUCCUACUUCACAACACGCCUCCGCGACUCAUGUCGCGUCCGCCAAGUUCCCACCUCAGAAUCCACCCGAGGAACAUAAUCAAUCUUCUCCCGUCUUGA
Molecule: messenger RNA, 2427 nt
Organism: Bacidia gigantensis
Lineage: Eukaryota; Fungi; Ascomycota; Lecanoromycetes; Lecanorales; Ramalinaceae
Exons: 1
Coding region: 1-2427 (808 amino acids)
Source: RefSeq, a predicted model, not a curated record